AUGACUAGUGAAUGUGUCGGGGUCUCUAUGAGGAAAAGAGAGGCGUCCAGACCUGCACGAGACCUACACUCCUCACCCCAAGACCUGCAUGAGACCUACACUCAUCACCCCAAGACCUGCAUGAGACCUACACUCCUCACCCCAAGACCUGCACGAGACCUACACUCCUCACCCCAAGACCUGCAUGAGACCUACACUCCUCACCCCAAGACCUGCACGAGACCUACACUCCUCACCCCAAGACCUGCACGCCACCAACACUCCUCACCCCAAGACCUGCACGAGACCUACACUCCUCACCCCAAGACCUGCACGAGACCUACACUCCUCACCCCAAGACCUGCACGAGACCUACACUCCUCACCCCAAGACCUGCACGAGACCUACACUCCUCACCCCAAGACCUGCAUGAGACCUACACUCAUCACCCCAAGACCUGCAUGA
Molecule: messenger RNA, 444 nt
Organism: Eriocheir sinensis (Chinese mitten crab)
Lineage: Eukaryota; Metazoa; Arthropoda; Malacostraca; Decapoda; Varunidae
Exons: 2
Coding region: 1-444 (147 amino acids)
Source: RefSeq, a predicted model, not a curated record